UACUCUGCUCAGGUGGAGAGAGUUCAGAGAUAGUAAUAUAGAUAUGGAUAUGUCAAGGUAUUUCAUCCUUUCUCAAAUGUAAUCUUAAAGUUAUUGUUGAUGCCACUGCAGGUAUUCCAGAAACGUAUGGAUGGAUCAGUAGAUUUCUUUCGGGACUGGAAUUCAUACAAGAAAGGAUUUGGCAGCAUGUUGACAGAGUUUUGGCUGGGGAAUGACAACAUUCGUUUAUUAACAGAAACAGGUUCUCAUGAAUUACGUAUUGAUUUUGAAGACUUUGACAAUGUAAAAACCUUUGCAAAAUACCAGUCAUUUAAAAUGCUGGGGGAAUCUGAGAAGUACAAGCUAGUCCUGGGUGGAUUUACAGGUGGUACUGCUGGUGACUCUCUAACGGGUCAUAACAACAUUCCAUUUUCUACGAAGGAUCAAGACCUAUCAGUGAGUCACUGUGCUGAGACAUAUAAAGGAGCAUGGUGGUAUGGCAGUUGCCAUAACUCCAACCUAAACGGUCUUUACCUGAAAGGGUCCCAUGAGACCUAUGCAAAUGGAGUCAACUGGUCUUCAGGGAAAGGAUAUAAUUAUUCGUAUAAGUACACUGAUAUGAAAAUUAGACCCAGCUAAUAAAAUUGAUCCAUUUUGUAAUCCAUUCUGUCAAGUAAAUAUGGAAAUGCUUGCUCUAAAUGAGAUGUCAGUGUAGAGAGCUUCUUACAGUGCUCAUUAGAAAGCUACAAGUCAUAGCACUGCUUCUGAGAAUUACUGUAUCAGACAUUUACCCUUACCUAAUUUCAAUAAUGAUUUUUUGCAUUCACAAAUUAUUCCUUUUCCAUUCUUUGAAUUAUGUUGUCAUUCCUGGAUUGUUAAUCAAAAUAAAUAAUUUAGCAAGCUA
Molecule: messenger RNA, 883 nt
Organism: Polyodon spathula (Mississippi paddlefish)
Lineage: Eukaryota; Metazoa; Chordata; Actinopteri; Acipenseriformes; Polyodontidae
Product: ficolin-1-like
Exons: 3
Coding region: 100-618 (172 amino acids)
Source: RefSeq, a predicted model, not a curated record